AUGCCACGGAGAAAGGUUUCCAAGCAAACCACUUUGUUUGACAUACGGAUCAGGUCUUGUGAAAAUGAUGUUAUUCUCCUUAAAGGGUCGCAUGAAGAUGCCGCCUCUGCUCUUUUGUCAGGAGUGAUAGUAUUGUCUGUAUUGGAGCCCAUGCCAAUUAAAAAACUGUCUCUCAGACUAGUCGCCACCCUCAGGUUUAGAUGGAAGGAGACAUAUGCAACCGCAAGUGGACAUGCUACAAAAGAAAAUAAGUACAAGAAAAUCGUUUUUGAGUUCUGUUGGGAUGACCUAAACAUAAGUGAGUAUUUCAAAGACCUUUACGAUAUUUACAUGCACAAAGACAAAAGUUAUUCCGACAGUGUACCUGCUGGUCAAUCGGGUUCCGCAGUUAGUCUUACAGGUUUAACUACGGGUCGUAUUUCAAAGUCCAACAACUCCUCCUCUUCAUCCCUGAAAAGUUUGUCCAAUACGGUACGAGCAAAAUCAAAAUCGUCCACUAGUCUUCAGACAUUGGCAAAUCUCUCCUCCACAAAAACUGAAUCUCACACACUUGGCCAGGGAAACUAUGAGAUUCCAUUCUCUACUGUGUUACCUGGGGAUAUUCCCGAAUCGUUGGAAGGGGCUCCCGGUGCUUCUUUAGUGUACGAGCUUGAAGCCAACCUCGAGAGAAGUAGGUUUGUUUCUAACAUUUUUGCUAGAAAACAUUUGAGAGUUAUAAGAACGAUGAAUUCUGAUGCCGCUGAAUUAACAGAAACAGUUGCUGUGGACAAUACUUGGCCAAAUAAGGUUGAUUAUUGUGUCAGCAUACCAAAUCGUGCCAUGGCAAUAGGAUCCGUGAAUCCAUUGGAGAUAAUUUUGGUGCCAUUAUCGAAGGGUCUAAGACUGGGAAACAUCUCGCUUACUGUCAUUGAACAAUAUAACUACAAAACUGCUACUGGAAGUCAAACCGGAGAACGAAUUGUUUCCGAGAAGCAUAUGAAAAAGCCAUCAAAGACUGCAGAUGGCAAGAACAUAUGGCAAUUGGAACCAGAUAUAAAUGGUGUCUUUUUUCAGAACGAAGAAUUUUUGUUUUCCACCGAGAAAUGGGAAAUAAGGACCACUCUCCCUCUGGAAAAUUCGUUGGACAAAUGCUCUCCUGAUUCAGAUAUUGCUGGAAGUGUCAAAAUUAGACACAAAUUGAAAUUCAAUAUUGGACUACUGAAUAGUGAUGGACACAUUUCUGAGUUGAGAGGAACGCUACCUGUGAUUCUAUUCAUUAGUCCAUUUGUUCCAGUAAUUGCCGCAAAGAUUGGUGAUCCAUCAGUUGAGGGAAAGAAUAAUAGACCCCCUGCUCCUGCUCACACUCGCUCAGGAAGUGAUACCGUAUUAUUCAGGUCUCGUGGAGAGUCUGGUGCCAAUACCCCACUACAUGAGAAUCCGCCAGUGAAAACAAACACUAUUGAUCUAAUGGCACCCCCAAAUUAUGAAAACCACGUCUUCGACGUACCAGUAGACAACUAUGGUACUCCAUUAGCUUCUCCUGGAACCUCUGGUACGACAAGUCCCAGAAUAAUCAAUGCAGGGGCUAAUGGUAACUCAACUACUCCAUCUACUCAAGCACAUUCUCGUGCUAGUUCUUACUUUGCCCUCAAUAUUUCACCAAAUUCGUCAUCAAUCAACGCCAGUGAUCAGCUAGUCAGGCAGUUGAGGGCUUUGAAUACACGAAGGGGAUCGCAAGAAAGUGAGCCAAGUAACGCUGAAUCAAAACUUAAUCGAAAUAAGCCUAUUUUCACGUUAAGUGACGGUGAAGAUGAAGACGACGAAAAUAGAGAUGCCCGUGAUUCCCUUGUUUUUGACUCUCAAGGCUCAACUCCUCACAUCAAUCAAUUAGACUCUUUAGAGUUUUCAACAGGUACUCUGAGGGUUCCAAAAUCUCCCAUCUUGGACUUUGCAACACCUGGAAUAUUGAGUCCCAUUCAGCAUUUAUCAAGAGCUAACUCAAAGGAUAAUAUCUCCUCAACCUUGGAUUGGGAUGACAAUCUGCUUUCCAGGGUUCCUAGUUAUGAAACUGCCGUGAAGAAUGAAGUUAUGGAUGAGCCAACUCCUGUGUACGUCCCACCUUCGUCAUCUUCAGGUAUUAAUAUGGAACAACUGAACCGAAGACUAAAAAUAGCACAAUCGUCCCAAGAUCGGAACUCAAUUGAUUCCAAUCAGUCAAGUUCAAGAUCUUAUAGUGCGCUGAGGCUUCCUUUACGUUCACCUACUUUGGAAAGCCAUACAAGCAUCAUGGACCUGGCGAAGUCUAGAGGAUCGAGCAACGGCAACUCUCCCGCAAUAUCAAGAAACCAGUCCUCACUCAAUCUAACCAAGAGAAAUAUGGGAGCUAACGAUAAGCUCAACUGGAGUUCGAAUCCACUAGAUGAGGGAUCAGAUACCUCCUCAUCAUCACAGCUGAAAAUUAAUCUGCCACCUUCCGCAUAUAUCGCCCACCUACCCAGUUCUAAUCCCUCUGGCACUGCCAGUCAAAGUGAAACUCCAAGUCGUCCAAUUUCAAGGCCUUCGUUGGGAACCAGAACAAGUUCCUUCCUACAUAUCGGGCGAAGCUUCAGUCAUGCUUCCCUGUCUAAUCACUCUGAUCCCAGUUCUUCAACUGCCAGCCUUUCCUUGUUAUCGAAGAAAGAUAAAAAGGUUUCCAAGAAAUAA
Komagataella phaffii GS115 is the source of this 2682-nucleotide messenger RNA. RefSeq names its product Membrane protein. Gene Ontology annotation, biological process: ubiquitin-dependent endocytosis. Lineage: Eukaryota; Fungi; Ascomycota; Pichiomycetes; Pichiales; Pichiaceae. The record is from RefSeq and is a predicted model, not a curated record. Gene Ontology annotation, molecular function: ubiquitin protein ligase binding; protein-macromolecule adaptor activity. The coding region runs from base 1 to 2682 and encodes 893 amino acids. The transcript has a single exon. Gene Ontology annotation, cellular component: cytoplasm; cytosol; plasma membrane.